Messenger RNA from Mangifera indica (mango), 1709 nucleotides. RefSeq names its product DUF21 domain-containing protein At1g47330-like. Gene Ontology annotation, biological process: magnesium ion homeostasis. The transcript has 12 exons. Gene Ontology annotation, cellular component: intracellular membrane-bounded organelle. Bases 8 to 1510 code for a protein of 500 amino acids. The record is from RefSeq and is a predicted model, not a curated record. NCBI's taxonomy places the organism in Eukaryota, Viridiplantae, Streptophyta, Magnoliopsida, Sapindales, Anacardiaceae.
AAGAGUUAUGGCGUUGGAAGUGGCGUGCUGUGGGAUGAUGUUUUCGGUUUAUGUGUUGGCUAUAAUCGGCCUGGUUAUCUUUGCUGGCGUGAUGGCUGGCCUAACACUAGCUUUAAUGUCUUUAGACCUCGUCGACCUUGAAGUUCUCAUCAAGUCCGGCCUUCCUCAGGAUCGCAUUCAUGCUGGCAAAAUAUUUCCUGUGGUGAAAAACCAGCAUCUUCUGCUAUGUACUCUUUUAAUUGGAAACUCUCUAGCCAUGGAGGCUCUUCCCAUAUUCUUGUACAAGCUUGUGCCUCCAUGGGCUGCAAUAUUAAUAUCUGUGACUCUGAUUCUCUUGUUUGCAGAGAUAUUGCCACAAGCAGUCUGCACUCGUUAUGGCUUGACUGUUGGAGCAACAAUGGCACCAGUGGUCCGUGUUCUUCUUUGGCUGUUCUUCCCUGUGUCUUAUCCAAUCAGUAAGGUUUUGGAUUGGAUGUUGGGUAAAGGCCAUCCGGUCCUUUUACGGAGGGCGGAGCUAAAAACUUUCAUGAAAUUUCAUAGCAAUGAGGCCGGGAAAGGUGGAGAUCUAACUCGUUAUGAGACUACUAUCAUUGCUGGAGCUCUUGAAUUGACUGAAAAGACAGCAAAAGAUGCCAUGACUCCCAUAUCGAAGGCUUUUUCUCUUGAUGUGGAUGCAACGAUUAAUUUGGAUACACUGAAUGCUGUAAUGACCAUGGGUCACAGUAGAGUGCCAGUUUACUUUGGAAGUCCAACUAACAUUAUAGGCCUUGUUCUGGUUGAAAAUCUCUUAACAGUUGAUCACAGAGAUGGGGUUUCUCUGAGAAAAUUGAUGAUAGGAAAAAUACCUAGGGUGUCUGCAGAUAUGCCUCUUUAUGAUAUUCUAAAAAAAUUUCAGAAGGGUCACAGCCACAUUGCUGUUGUAUACAAAGAUUUAAACGAGAAAAAAGAAGGUGAACAGUUUAAGGAUAGCUUUAAGAAGUCAAGAGGACAACCUGAGAAAUCAAUGAAAAAGGUUGGCAAUGAGGAUAGUGCUGCUGCCCAAAACUUGGUAAAUGAAUUGGCAUCAAUGAAGAAAAGUCCACCAGCUACUCCUGCCUUAAAGAAGCGACAUAGAGGUUGUUCAUAUAGCAUUCUGGACAUUGUGAAUGCUCCUAUUCCAGAGUUCCCAUCUAAUGAGGAGGUUGUUGGUGUUAUUACCAUGGAGGAUGUCAUUGAAGAACUUCUUCAGGUGGAGAUACUUGAUGAAACCAACGAGUACAUCAAUAUCUACAACCGGAUAAAAGUUAACAUGCAUGCGGCUCAAGAAAAGGUUCCAGGUUCAGAUACAUCACCAGCAUCUCUCAGUGGCUCCUCUGCCGUUUGGAACUCCACCCCAACAUCACCAACACCCUCAGGUUUCACUGUCACUCAGUACUCCCCAGUCUCUCCUUCCUUGGUGGCCCCUGCUCCCACUCCAACUCUCUCAAUGUCUAGCCCCAACGCAUCAUGUCUCAGAAAGGAGACCUGUUAAAUGAUAGGUGAAUUUUUGGGGUUUCUCAUGCUUAGUCUUGAUAUGAUAAGGAUACAAAACCAUGUAAUAUAGUUAUAGAGGCCUCUGAUAUACCUUGAAAAUUAGGUAGAAUCCAGCAAAUGGAUAACGGUGUUCUGAUGUAGAAGAGGGUGCUUUUCUAGUCAGAUGUGAUCAAAAUGAAAAUGAAAUUUUCAGUUCA